AGCCAUGGGCGAGUGGACGAUCCUGGAGCGGCUGCUGGAGGCGGCGGUGCAGCAGCACUCCACCAUGAUCGGCAGGAUUCUCCUGACAAUGGUGGUGAUUUUCCACAUCCUGAUCGUGGCCAUCGUGGGCGAAACCGUUUACGAAGACGAAUAAACCAUGGUCAUGUGCAAUAACGACAAUAACGACAAUAUCAAUGACAAUAAUGACAAUAUUGACAAUAUCAAUAACCAUAAUGAUAAUAUAACUAAUUUUUCCCCAUUUUUGAAGGAUUCUGCUGACAGUUGUGGUGAUUUUCCGCAUCCUCAUCAUGGCCAUCGUUGGAAAAACCGUUUACGAAGACGAAUAAACCAUGGUCAUGUGCAAUAACGACAAUAACGACAAUAAUGAUAAUUUAACUCAUUUUUUCCUGAUUUCCCCAGAAUUCUGCUGACAGUUGUGGUGAUUUUCCGCAUCCUCAUCGUGGCCAUCGUGGGCGAGACCGUCUACGAGGACGAACAGACCAUGUUCAUGUGCAACACGCUGCAGCCCGGCUGCAACCAGGCGUGCUACGACAAGGCGUUCCCCAUCUCGCACAUCCGCUACUGGGUGUUCCAGAUCAUCCUGGUGUGCACCCCCAGCCUCUGCUUCAUCACCUACUCGGUGCACCAGGCGGCCAAGCAGCGCGAGCGGCGGUUUUCGUUCCUCUAUCCGCUCCUGGAGGCCAAGAAAGCCAAACCCAACGGGGCCUUGGCGGCCGAGGCGGGGAAGGACGAGGCGGAGGCGGCGCGGCCGCCGCGGAGCGGGAGGGCCAAGAGGCAGGAGGGGAUCUCCAGGUUUUAUGUGAUACAGGUUGUCUUCAGAAACGCCCUGGAAAUCGGAUUUCUGGGCGGCCAAUACUUCCUCUACGGCUUCAACGUCCCGGCCAUCUUCGAGUGCGACCGCUACCCGUGCGUCAAGGAGGUGGAGUGCUACGUGUCGCGGCCCACGGAAAAAACCGUGUUCUUGGUCUUCAUGUUCGCCGUGUCCGGCGUCUGCGUCCUGCUCAACCUGGCCGAGCUCAACCACCUGGGCUGGCGCAAGGUGCGCGCCGCCGUGCGGGGAGCGCGGGCCCGCAGGAAAUCCCUGGCUGGGGAGGGGAAGAAACCUGGCACGGCGACGGGGAUGGGGACGGGGACGGUGCCGGCGUUGGGUAGGACCCAGUCCAGUGAGUCGGCCUAUGUGUGAUUUGGGGUUAAAGUUGGGAUUUGGGGUUAAAAUUGGGAUUUGGGAUGGGAUUUAGGGUCAGGAUUGAGAUUGGGGUCAGGAAUUGGCAGGACCCAGUCCAGUGAGUCGGCCUACGUGUGAUUUGGGGUCAAAAUUGGGAUCAAGAUUGGGAUUUGGGGCUAAAAUUGGGAUCAAGAUUAGGAUUUGGGGUCAGGGAUGAUCAGGACCCAAUCCAGCGAGUCGGCCUACGUGUGAUUUGGGACUGGGAUCUGGGAUUUGGGGUCAGGAUUAGGGCCAAGACUGAGAUUGGGGUCAGGGAUGGGUAGGACCCAGUCCAGUGAGUUGGCCUACGUGUGAUUUGGGGUUAAAGUUGGGAUCAAGAUUGGGAUUUGGGGUCAAAAUUGGGAUCAAGAUUGGGAUUUGGGAUGGGAUUUGGGGUCA
Messenger RNA from Catharus ustulatus (Swainson's thrush), 1624 nucleotides. RefSeq names its product gap junction delta-2 protein-like. NCBI's taxonomy places the organism in Eukaryota, Metazoa, Chordata, Aves, Passeriformes, Turdidae. The record is from RefSeq and is a predicted model, not a curated record. Gene Ontology annotation, cellular component: connexin complex. The coding region runs from base 503 to 1204 and encodes 233 amino acids. Gene Ontology annotation, biological process: cell communication. The transcript has 4 exons.